Messenger RNA from Schistosoma curassoni, 858 nucleotides. NCBI's taxonomy places the organism in Eukaryota, Metazoa, Platyhelminthes, Trematoda, Strigeidida, Schistosomatidae. The record is from the annotation of a GenBank genome assembly.
AAAUGGUCUGACUUUGUCCUUGGUAAGCUUUUUGUGCGACUUGCAAGAAACCAGUUGACGCAUUUUCUAACCUCUCUAUGUAACAGUAUGUGGUUACCUGCUAAUUAGAUAUUGUUUACGCUUUAGUAUCCAGCGUAAUGCCUGUUUUAUUUUGUCCCCUCUGUCACUCUUUAUUGAUGAUCGAAGAGUCGGCUCAUUGCUAUUCGCUGAACUGUUCUGCUCCCUUAUGUUCUUACAGAUGGUUUGUCACUCAGCCACUAGUUUUAGAACAUAAGCCAAGACAGGAUGUUCGUUUACGUUUAGAGGAAGACGCCGUUUUCUCAGUUGAAGAUGAAUACAGUUCUUCUGCUCAGACAGAUGAAAAGUGUCCUAAGUGCGGUCACACACGAGCGUAUUUUGUCCAAAUGCAGACACGUUCAGCUGACGAACCCAGCACAACCAAGUAUUCUUGUAUGAAAUGUCACCAUAUCUGGACUGAACAAUGAAAAGCAUUGUAAUUGUACAGAAAUGUGCCUAUUCAGAUUAAUUUGUUUAUUCUAUAAAGUAAUUUGAUAAUGAUUGAUUGCGUCAUUCUUAUUUAUUUGUGCAAUUCACUAAGUACAUAUCCGUGUACUCAGCUUGUGUUACGCUUUUUGUGUGAGCUUUAGUGAUUAUUUCCGGUUGUUCGAACAGAAGUAUGUGAAGUAAGACUCAACUUCUCGACCUAUUAUUUAAAAGUUGAAUUCCUUAGCUUCUAAGCCGCCGUUCAAAUCAAUGUAUUGUUUUGCAUAAUGUUUUUGUUCUUUAUGUAGUUCAAAAAUAAACGUAAUCAUUUCGUUUCAAUUCAUGUUAGUCAGUGCAUUUUAAAAGUUAUCAAAA